CUACGAGGCUGUGUCUUUAUCCCUCGGAACACGGGCACCCCACAGAGGGUCCUGCCUCCUGUGGUCUGGAGCCCCCCCUCGAGGAAGAAACCUGUGCUGUCUGCUCGCAACUCCACGAUGUUUGGACACCUCAGGCCCCUGAGGAUCCCUUGUCUCAGAGGCAAGUUUAACCUUCAACUUCCUUCAUUAGAUGAGCAGGCGAUCCCAGCCAGGCUCCCGAAGACGGAGAUGAGGGCAGACAAGCCCAAAGAGGCAACGGAGGUGAAAGACCAGGUAGAGACCCAGGGGCAGGAGGACAAUAAAAGGGGCCCCUGUGGCAAUGGGGAAGCAGCCUCCACCUCUAGGCCCCUGGAGACUCAGGGAAACCUCACUUCCUCCUGGUACAAUCCCAGGCCCUUGGAGGGAAACGUCCACUUCAAGAGCCUGACAGAAAACAACCAGACUGACAAGGCCCAGGUGCAUGCAGUGAGUUUCUACUCCAAGGGCCAUGGAGUCGCCAGUUCACACAGCCCUGCUGGAGGCAUCCUUCCCUUUGGGAAGCCUGACCCACUUCCAACAGUGCUCCCUGCCCCAGUUCCGGGCUGCUCCCUGUGGCCAGAGAAGAGGGCCUUGAAGGUGCUGGGUAAAGACCACCUGCCCAGCUCUCCAGGCUUGCUGAUGGUGGCGGAGGACAUGCAGCCCAAGGAUCCUGCAGCUCUUGGAUCAAGUAGGUCUUCUCCACCCAGAGCUGCCGGCCACAGUUCCCGCAAAAGAAAACUGUCGGGGCCACCGCUGCAGCUGCAACCGACCCCUCCCCUGCAACUGAGGUGGGAUAGAGACGAGGGGCCCCCACCGGCUAAGCUUCCAUGUCUAUCUCCUGAGGCACUGUUGGUGGGUCAGGCUUCCCAAAGAGAAGGACGCCUCCAGCAGGGCAACAUGCGUAAGAACAUGAGGGUGCUAAGUAGAACAUCAAAAUUCAGGAGACUAAGAGAGCUGCUUAGGAGGAGAAAGAAGAGACGGCAGGGCAGGCGUGGUGAACCACGCCUGUAA
Gorilla gorilla gorilla (western lowland gorilla) is the source of this 1029-nucleotide messenger RNA. Its product is annotated as putative UPF0607 protein ENSP00000381418. The record is from RefSeq and is a predicted model, not a curated record. The transcript has a single exon. The annotation marks the transcript as partial. Lineage: Eukaryota; Metazoa; Chordata; Mammalia; Primates; Hominidae.